AUGUCCUUCAAGGGACACCGUUGUUCGCUUCCGGCAGUACUCCGGUUGGGCAACUCCGAAACACACCUCCCACCAAUUCUGCCCGGUACCACACUGGCCGCACGGAUUCUUCGCCACAUCCGCACCCUGCUACUCCUCUCGCCCGAGCAUCCCGAAACCCGCAUCUACUAUCGCAGCCGAACGAAGAUAGCGGCGGAGAAUGCAAGACUGGUCCGGGAACUACCACCCUUCAUCGUGCACCCGUUCAGCAGCUUCCGAAAGUGCUGGGAAAUGGUGAUGUACUUCGUGCUGACACUGCAUCUGGUGACGCUUGCGUUCGCGUUCGCAUUCGCACCCCAUCUGCCGUACGUUGUCCUGUGCCGGAUCCAGCUGUUUGACUGUGUGCUGUGCGCGUUGCUUGGGACAGAGUUCGCCGUGAAGCUGGUCACUGGAUACGUGAGCCAAGGCGAGGUGAUACUGGAACCAAGCCGCAUUGUGCGGUAUCGGUUGCGCUGGUGGAAUGUGGCCAAUCGGAUGUUGCUGUUCGUGCCGUAUGUGCUCCUGUUGGACGAGUUGGUGCGUGCGUUCUACCAGGACGCUGCCACCGCUUACCUCUGUCUGGUGAUCUACCUGUAUCUGCUCUGCAUCUGGCGCUUCCGAUCGAUCAACUGGUACUUUGUAACGGUCGCCCGAAGUCUGUUCGGGCUGUCCGAAAAGCAGAUCCGCUAUCUGGAACCCAUCAUGGAUACGCUGUAUGUGCUCCACUGGACAUCCUGCCUUUUGUACGUCGUGCCGAUGCUAACGCUAUCACUGCUUGGUGACAAUCAGUUCGAAGCCAAUUUUCUGGUGGAUGUCCUAUGGAGUCACGAUCAACAUCGAGAUGCUACUCUCUACCCAAUCACGCACCGGCCCCGUUUGCCUCCGAUCAGCAACGUUCGAGAUUACUUCCACCAGCAUCUACCGAAAUCUUCCAUGUGCGGUGAGUUCAUGGCAGCACGACUGCACGACGUGGAGCACAACGUGUCCGUGACGUAUCGAUAUCUUCGUGCCAUGAUGAUCACGCUCAAGAUUAGCGUACAGGGCGGACACUCGCUCUCCGUAACCCAUGACUUCUUGCACGAAUGGACGCAAUCGCUGCUCCUGCUCGGUGGUUGGAUCUGGUCCACCUACAUCUUGCUGCUGCUGAUCCGAACCAUCAUAACGGCGGACGCCAGCGAGACACAGUACGAUGAGAUACUGAACGAGAUCGAUGCAUUCUGCCGGAGGAUGCGGCUCGGGCACGCUGUGAAUCGAAAAAUGAGUCGUCACUUUGCCUGCCACUAUCGGAUGCACUACUUCGAUGUGCGUCCUAUAAGGGUACAGGCGUCGGAUAGUCUGCGACGCACUGUACUGAUGGAGAUUACCUUCCAACGCUUUCUGGCACGGAGCAAUCUGUUCCGCGAUCUACCACCGUACAUACUGGAGGAUAUUGCCGAUCAGCUGCAGUUCGAGAUAUAUCUGGAGCAGGACACGAUAAUAGAGGCAGCUAGUGCGGCCAAUGCGAUGUACUUUCUUGCGAUCGGUACGGCCGCCGUCUAUGCGCCGGAUGGGGUGGAGUUGGGCCAUCUGAUCGAUGGUGCGAACUUUGGCGCAAUUGCACUCUUUCGCACGGAUGCCCAACACACAGUGCGUGUCGUGGCGUUGGAGGUGUGUGAGGUGUAUCGGCUUGAGAGGGACAACUUUCAGACGCUGCUCAAACCGCACAGCUACCUACUGGGGCAGGUUGUGAAGCAUGCGGACAAACGUAUCCAGGAGAGGAAUCUGUCCAUGAAUGAAUGUCCCGAUGAGCAGUACUACGAUACAUUCUUUUACUGA
Molecule: messenger RNA, 1833 nt
Organism: Anopheles marshallii
Lineage: Eukaryota; Metazoa; Arthropoda; Insecta; Diptera; Culicidae
Exons: 1
Coding region: 1-1833 (610 amino acids)
Source: RefSeq, a predicted model, not a curated record